Molecule: messenger RNA, 267 nt
Organism: Suillus paluster
Lineage: Eukaryota; Fungi; Basidiomycota; Agaricomycetes; Boletales; Suillaceae
Exons: 1
Source: RefSeq, a predicted model, not a curated record
AACCGCAACUACCAACGGACUUUGGAUGAAGAAGCCACACACCGCCAAGCACCCGUGGAUCUGUCCGCACUGCAUGAGGACACAAGCACAUUGGAUGAACACUUGGAUGGCCAACCUGAACUGCCAGAUGCAAGUCAUGCAACCUUUGACACCAUAGAUCCAGAUGAUAUAUAUUUUGCUGGUGCAGCAGCCAUGGGCCCAUCCCAAGACGAUCUCCCCAAGACAUUACUGGAAGCUUUUAUCUGCCCGGAUGGAGGAUUAUGGAAA